This is a messenger RNA of Phalaenopsis equestris, 1884 nucleotides long. RefSeq names its product amino acid permease 3-like. The coding region runs from base 192 to 1595 and encodes 467 amino acids. Gene Ontology annotation, cellular component: plasma membrane. NCBI's taxonomy places the organism in Eukaryota, Viridiplantae, Streptophyta, Magnoliopsida, Asparagales, Orchidaceae. The record is from RefSeq and is a predicted model, not a curated record. The transcript is spliced from 7 exons.
CUAGCAGAGGCGCCUAUGUGAAAUUAAUUACCUUCUAACUUUUGUGAACUAGAAUGAAAGUAUCAUACUAAUUUCUACCUUAAGGUCCACAGAGCGUAGCGUAUAUUUAACCCAGCGCAAAUCCGCACUGAUUUACUCUGCCCAAGGAGAAGAUAGAAAACCUAGAGCUUUCGGAGAGAAAGAUCCCGGAGAUGAGCAUGCAGUUACCGAACGCCAGCCAACAGCUUGACGACGAUGGCCGGCCGAAGAGGACAGGCACGGUAUGGACAGCCAGCGCGCAUAUCAUAACUGCAGUGAUCGGAUCCGGAGUUUUAUCACUUGCAUGGGCCAUAGCCCAGCUUGGUUGGAUCAUCGGGCCCAUUACCCUCAUCCUCUUCUCCCUUAUCACCCUCUACACUUCCCGCCUCCUGGCCGAUUGCUACCGCAACUCCGAUCCUACAAACGGCAAACGGAACCCAACUUAUAUGAGAGCCGUCAAAUCAAAUCUCGGGAAAGCUCAAAUAUGGAUGUGUGGGCUGAGUCAGUAUGUCAAUCUCUGUGGAACUGCGGUUGGCUACACCAUCACGGCUUCCGUUAGCGCUGCAGCUAUUAGCAAGUCUCGUUGUUUCCACAAGAAUGGCCAUGAAGCGGAUUGCAGCAUCUCCUAUAGCAUGUACAUGAUUUCCUUUGGCGUGAUUCAAAUUUUGUUCUCUCAGCUCCCGGACUUCCAUAACCUCUGGUGGCUCUCCAUGCUGGCAGCUAUAAUGUCCUUCACAUAUUCGCUGAUUGGCGUUGGGCUUGCGCUGGCCCAAACUGUUUCAGGAAAGGGUGGAACCACUACUAUCACCGGAACCGAGAUUGGCGUCGACGUGACGGUGGCGGAGAAGAUUUGGAAUGCCUUCCAGGCACUUGGAGAUAUUGCAUUUGCGUACUCCUACUCUUUGGUGUUAAUUGAAAUUCAGGAUACGCUGAAAUCGACACCAGCUGAGAACCAAGUCAUGAAAAAAGCAAGUUUUAUAGGUGUUUUGACAACCACAGUGUUCUACAUGCUAUGUGGCUGCCUUGGAUAUGCAGCCUUUGGCAACAAGGCUCCCGGAAACAUGCUUACUGGGUUUGGAUUUUUUGAGCCUUUUUGGUUGAUUGAUAUUGCCAAUAUAUGUAUAGUGGUUCAUUUGCUAGGAGCAUACCAGGUGUUCAGCCAACCUGUUUUUGCGGCCGUUGAAAACUGUGUCAAGCAAAAAUGGCCGAACUUGAAAAUAUUGAACAAAGAAAUGAUUGAUACGAGCUGGAGAUAUUAUCCAAUCAAAAUCAACUUGUUCAGGUUAAUCUGGAGGACUGCAUUUGUUGUGACGAGCACGCUUCUUGCAAUCAUCAUGCCUUUCUUCAACGAUAUAAUGGGAUUUCUCGGAGCAGUGGGCUUUUGGCCCUUGACUGUGUAUUUUCCCAUUGAAAUGUACAUGAAACAGAAGAACAUUGCAAGGCUGAGCACAAAGGGAAUAUUUCUGCAGAUAUUGAGUUUUAUUUGCUUGCUUGUGUCUAUAGCGGCAGCUGUUGGUUCUGUUGAAGGAAUCAUCGUAUCUCUGGGUAAAUAUAAACCAUUCCAUGCCGAGUUAUGAGCAGCCGUUGCCAAAAUUUUAAGAAGCCUUUGUAGGAAAGUUAUUCUGAAUUCCUACAUCUGGUGAAUAUUUCAAUGUAGCUCUUGUUGGAAUUAGUAGAUGGCUAUGUAUAAAUGUAAGUGUUUCAUGCCUGUCAUUCUGAUCCUAGUUCUAUGUGACUAUUGUCGAAUAUCACUUAACAGGUGGAAUCAUGGCCUACUCUGCAGCACACAGCAAAAUAUUGUUAGUGAACAUAAGCAAUAACAUUGCAACGACUUGUUAAUUUCGCAUGGUUAUUCAGAGAACGAAG